This is a messenger RNA of Exophiala xenobiotica, 3357 nucleotides long. RefSeq lists its product as uncharacterized. Gene Ontology annotation, cellular component: membrane. Gene Ontology annotation, molecular function: ATP hydrolysis activity; ATP binding; ABC-type transporter activity. The transcript is spliced from 2 exons. Gene Ontology annotation, biological process: transmembrane transport. The coding region runs from base 1 to 3357 and encodes 1118 amino acids. NCBI's taxonomy places the organism in Eukaryota, Fungi, Ascomycota, Eurotiomycetes, Chaetothyriales, Herpotrichiellaceae. The record is from RefSeq and is a predicted model, not a curated record.
AUGCGCCGACCGCUGUUGAAAGCUUGCUCAUCAUCGAUCACAGGGUUCUGGUACGGUGGGACACAAGUCCAUGCUGGAAAGACCGACGCUGGAGACGUCGUGACGACAUUUUGGGCUUGUCUCAUAGCAGCAAAGUCAUUCGAGGACAUACUCCCACAAAGUUUCCUGCUUGUGGAGGGUCAGACGGCAGCACGGUCUCUUCUAGCGGUGUUGAAGCACAUCAGCAAAGCAAAGAGACAGACAUUGAAAGUGAACGGCCUGUCGCCGCAGUUUUGUGAGGGUGAGAUAGAGAUGCAAGGGGUAUCCUUUGCCUACCCAUCCAGGCCGGAGAAGCUUGUCCUACGAGAUUGUUGUUUCGCAUUUCCUGCCAGGCAGACAACUUUUGUUGUCGGGAAAUCUGGUUCAGGAAAGAGCACAGUUGGAAAUCUGCUGAUGCGAUUCUAUUCUGCUAGAAGUGGCACGGUCACCAUUGACGGCAAUGAUAUCUUGGACAUUGACACGACCUGGCUUAGGAAUAACGUCACUUUGGUCCAGCAAAAUUGCACACUUUUCAACGAAACAAUCUUUACAAAUAUCGCGCUAGGAAGUCAAGAUCCGGGUCGAAUCACGCAUCGCCAGACUGAUCCAUGUCUCAAAUUGGCUGCUUUGGAACAACUAGUAGCUGAGCUCCCAGACGGUGUUUACACCACGGUGGGUGUAAGUGGCUCUGCGUUAUCAGGUGGCCAAACGCAGCGUGUCGCUCUCGCUCGUGCUCGCCUUAGGGAUACUCCGAUUCUUGUUCUCGACGAAGCGACAAGCGCCCUUGAUGCCCAGAACAGGAGCGCUGUCAUGGAAGCGGUCCGGACGUGGCGACGUGGCAGGACCACUAUCAUCAUUACCCACGACAUGACUCAGAUCCGUGAGGAAGACAUGGUAUAUAUGAUGGAUGCAGGUCGGAUAAUACGCCGAGGACGGUUUAGCACGAUCAAACACUCAACAAGCAAUACGCAAUCCAAGGCAUCUCCACCCGGACUCCGUGACAAUGCACACAUGCAAGCCUUUCGAACCCAGCGUUUCACUGAUGGAGCCAUACUGGGAGAUUCGGAUUGCGGCGGGCUGGCCUUGUCACCAAGCUUUCCCAAAAUCGAAUCUAAAGGGGUCAAAAUGGCCCCAACAUCGAAGCUGGAUCUCAUGCUACCACCUGCUCUUCAGCCGGACCUAAGCAAUAUUGGUGGUCGGCUGAUGAGAGGACUUUCCCUCGGCACAGCAGCCGCGCUGCAAAAUCUCAAGCGACAAUCACUAAGUCGUGCUCGAGCCAUGUAUCAAUUGAAGUCGAGUCAGCCUUUUGCCGACCAUCUUCAGAGUUCUCCGCUCGAUUUUCACGACAUUCAAGACCAGAAGCCAAUAACUCCAACAAUUGACCCAGCGGUCUCGCUUGACAAAAAGCCGCUGCCUAUCCCCCCGUUAAUGGUCGAACUCCAGGACCGAACAUUGGGAUCGAGACCCGGUGACAACAAUGAAGCUCUUAAAACCGACGAACGAUCCGCCCAACUCUCUGUCCCAAGGAUAUUAGCAACUCUGUGGCCAGUAUUGAACACAGCUAAACGAGCCAAGCUUGCCUUCGGGUUUCUCGCAGCGCUGAUUCACGCAGGAUCACCACCUGCAUUCUCUUAUGCUCUUGUCCAACUCUUCGGCACUUUCUCCCUAGCUUCUGGAUACCACAAGGAGGCAAUCACUUACUCGCUGGCAGUCCUUGGGGUUGCAAUCGCCGAUGGUCUUGCUUGUUUCCUCAUGCAAUAUCUCCUCGAGUCUGUAAGUCAAGUCUGGGUGAAUACGCUCCGCGCAGAUGCGGCGAGACGCAUUCUUCAGCAGCCAAAGGGUUGGUUUGACCGAGAAAGAAAUAGACCUUCUGUCCUCGUUUCUUCGUUAGAUCGCAACGCCGAAGAGGUGAGGAUUCUGGUCGACCAUUUCGCCGCACAAGUCCUGGUUGUGGUCGCAAUGAUGACAGUGGGGAUGGUGUGGUCUUUCGCUACCUGUUGGAAAAUGACUCUGGUGAGCCUUGCAGCGGCGCCUUUCCUUUACGCAGUGACGAAAACAUUUGAUGUGGUGUCAUCGCGAUGGACAUCACGAACAAAUUCGGCCAGGGCCGAGAUCAGUGGAGUCUUCGUUGAGACUUUCUCCGAUAUCAGGACUAUUCGAGCACUGACACUCGAGUCUUACUUCCACGGGAAGUAUUCCAGGGCCGUCAGGGCCGCAUUCUCCAUUGGCACUCGUCGUGCCAUAUACAGCGGACUUUGUUUUGGGCUAUCGGAGUCAGCGAUCACCCUGUUCACUCCAAUGAUCUUCUGGUACGGCAGGCAUCUGGCCAGAGGCGGAGAAUGGUCGGUUAGGGACAUAUUGACAGUAUUCGCUCUCCUGUUGUUCUGUACCGCCAGUGCGAGUGGCAUUGUGGCUUACAUCCCCCAGGUCAGCUCUGCUAUGGACAACGCGACUCGACUUCUAGGGCUUGCGAAGAUGUCGGUUAUUUCACAUGAAAAUGGUGGGAAAGUGAAGCUCGACAGGGACGAUCCAAAUACACUUUCUGGGCCAAUUCAUUUCAUAAACCAGACAUUCUUCUAUCCAACCCGCCCGGAGACGCCUGCUCUCCUACAGUUGAACCUCACCAUACCCUCUGGAAAAUGUACUGCGAUAGUGGGCCUGUCUGGAUCUGGCAAAUCUACGAUCACUUCCCUAAUCUUGGGUCUGUACCCUCCGGCAGCUGAUGAGUUAUCAAUUCCACUUUCUAGCGACCUGGGUGGCCCUCCCACGUUGACGCUAUCGGGUCGUGACAUUCGGACAUUGGAUAUCUUCACGCUGCGAUCCCUGAUUGCAAUCGUGCCACAGACACCUGUGCUUUUCCCGGCUACCGUCCGUGAGAACAUUACAUAUGGCUUGCAGACCGGCACUUCUCUUGUAUCUGCGGCUUGCAUCGAGUCCGCAGCGCGAGCGGCAGGCAUUCACGAGUUCAUUCAGUCUUUGCCACAGGGCUAUGCAACCAUUGUCGGAGAAGGCGGAUUAGGGGUUUCCGGUGGACAAGGACAACGGAUCGUUGUUGCCAGAGCUCUGAUCCGGGAUCCCAAGAUACUCAUCCUGGACAAAGCCACGAGUGCUUUGGACCAUGAGAGUGCGGGCGUCAUCAGAGACAGUAUUAUCAAUCUGAUCCGAACAAAGGAAGGGAAGUUGACUGUGGUUGUUGUGACCCAUGCAGAGGAGAUGAUGAGCUUCGCCGAUCAUGUGGUAGUAUUGGAAAAUGGAAGCGUUGCUGAGGAAGGCGCUUAUCAAGACCUGCUCACGAGAAGAGGGAAAUUAUGGGAGAUGCUUGAAGUGGAUGCGCAAUGA